This is a messenger RNA of Beauveria bassiana ARSEF 2860, 1866 nucleotides long. RefSeq names its product blood-brain barrier large neutral amino acid transporter. The transcript is spliced from 2 exons. Gene Ontology annotation, molecular function: L-amino acid transmembrane transporter activity. The coding region runs from base 1 to 1866 and encodes 621 amino acids. Lineage: Eukaryota; Fungi; Ascomycota; Sordariomycetes; Hypocreales; Cordycipitaceae. The record is from RefSeq and is a predicted model, not a curated record. Gene Ontology annotation, cellular component: membrane. Gene Ontology annotation, biological process: amino acid transmembrane transport.
AUGCCCGCGUACAACGGCGGGCUACCGUCGCAGACGCGCGACUCCCUCGAGCUCGCCUCCCUCGCCUCCUCUAGCGUCAUGCACGACAACGGCGGCGGCACUGGCAAUGCCGACUCCCCGUCGGACCUCUCCUCGCGGCCCAGCAUCUCUUCCUCGCGUCGCCUUUCACUCGUCGAGGAAGAAGACCCAUUCGACAACGACAAUCCCGCCGCGCACGGCGCCGCCAGUACGCGUCUCGGCCGAUCCUACUCAGUCUCUUCCACAUUUGAUUUCGCUGCCAACCUAUUUCCGCUCUCCUCGACAGCUGGUGGCGGAUACGCGCCGAUCGGGGCGCCCACGUCCUCGGGGCGUCGUCGUGGGGGCGGGCUCGGUGGUGGCUCGCUCGAAAAACACAAAACGCUCACCUACCUCAACGGCCUGUCGCUGAUUGUGGGGCUUAUCAUCGGCUCCGGCAUCUUCUCCUCGCCCAGCCAGGUGAGCUCGCGCGUCGGGUCGGCGGGUGCAGGCCUUGUCGUGUGGGUAGUAGCCGGCGUGCUGGCCUGGACGGGUGGUGCCUCGUACGCGGAGCUUGGAGGUGCCAUCCCCCUCAACGGUGGCGCGCAAAUCUACCUGGCCAAGACGUUUGGCGAGCUCGCGGGGUUUCUGUUUACGUGGUCGGCUGUGCUGGUGCUCAAGCCAGGCAGCGCCGCCAUCAUUGCCAUCAUCAUGGGCGAGUAUCUGGUGCGCGCCGCCAUUGGCGCCGAGGCCGAGACGGUGAGCCCUUGGAUCAGCAAGGGCGUCGCACUCUUGGGCAUCCUGUCCGUGACGCUACUGAAUUGUGUCUCUACCCGCGUUGGGACUAGGGUCAACGACUUGCUCAUGUUUCUCAAGUUUGUGGCGCUGAUCUUCAUCACGGUGACGGGCAUCGUCGUCGGCAUCACGGGUCACACCCUGACGGGCGAGCCCACGCUCGAAUGGAAAAAACACGACUGGUUUGAGGGAACAACGACCGACCUGUCGGCGUGGGCUCUCGCCCUGUAUGCUGGGCUCUGGGCCUUUGACGGCUGGGACAAUACUAACUACGUCGUCGGUGAAUUUCGCAAUCCCAGCCGCGACCUCCCGCGCGUCAUCCACACAGCCAUGCCGCUCGUCAUCCUCUGCUACGUCCUCGCCAACAUUGCCUAUUUCCUCGUGCUGCCGCUGCCUGCCAUCAAUGGCUCCAACACCGUCGCCGUGCUCUUUGGCUCGCGCGUCUUUGGACCCGCCGGCGCUUUGGUUAUUGCCAUCAUUGUCAGCUUCAGCUGCUUUGGCGCCCUCAACUCGUCCACCUUUACCGCCGGCCGUCUCAUCUACGUUGCUGGCAAGGAGGGCUACAUUCCGACCGUCUUUGGCCGCAUCGGCUUUGGUGACCGUAUGCUUGAGGAUUCGCUCUCGACGCAGCGCACCCGCUCCUGGCUCACCAAGAAGCUACGAAGCUGCGUCGGCGACGAGGACACGGGUUUGUUUUACACGCCCGUGUACGCGCUGCUGCUCAACUGCGCCCUCACUGCGGCGUACUGCGUCGGCGGCGAGUUUGCCACGCUCGUCACGUUUUACGGCGUCGCCGGCUACACGUUUUACUUUCUCACUGUCCUCGGCCUCAUAAUACUGCGCGUCCGCGAACCCAACCUCGAGCGCCCGUACAAGACGUGGAUCACGACGCCCAUUAUUUUUUGCUGCGUGAGCCUGUUUCUACUCAGUCGUGCGGUGUUUGCGCAGCCGCUGCAGACAUUGCUAGUGGUGGGCUUCGUGCUGGCCGGCGUGCCCGUGUUUUUCCUGCGCGUGCAUGGGCGAGAUCGCAAAGGCAUGGGCGAGCGUGACAAGAAGUGGUGGCAGUUUUGGAAAUAG